Molecule: messenger RNA, 2400 nt
Organism: Temnothorax curvispinosus
Lineage: Eukaryota; Metazoa; Arthropoda; Insecta; Hymenoptera; Formicidae
Product: dnaJ protein homolog 1-like
Exons: 2
Coding region: 313-1365 (350 amino acids)
Biological process (GO): negative regulation of transcription by RNA polymerase II
Cellular component (GO): cytosol
Molecular function (GO): protein-folding chaperone binding
Source: RefSeq, a predicted model, not a curated record
UAGUGGCUGGUAGAUGGAAAGUUUAUAUAUAUAUGGACGGCGAGGUUACGCGACAGUUUAGUACAGCAGUACAGCUUGACACGUACGCGCUCAAGGAACGUUGAGAGUUGAGAGUCGUUUGGAUUUGUUCGCGAUUAUUCUUUGUCAACUGUUGCGAUUGCGAACGUAUUCCAGCUUUUGUGAUCCAAGCUCCAAGUGUCUGUCUGUCUCUGUGCGAAAGCGAAACGUAUAUACGUGCUCUUACGAGGAAUAAUCCUUUGAGGAUAGAGAUAGAAGAGGCAACAGGCAGAGGCAGAGGCAGAGAUAGGGGAGAUGGGAAAAGACUACUACAAAAUACUUGGCAUAGCCAAGGGAGCGAGCGACGAGGAGAUAAAAAAGGCUUACAGAAAGUUAGCCUUACGAUACCAUCCCGAUAAGAACAGGAGCCCCGGUGCCGAGGAGAAAUUCAAGGAAAUAGCCGAGGCAUACGAGGUGUUGUCGGACGCGAAGAAGAGGGAGGUCUACGACAAAUUCGGCGAGGAGGGUCUGAAAGGGGGUGCCUCGGCCGGCGGAGGCGGAGGGGGUGCGACGUAUACCUUCCACGGCGAUCCGAGGGCGACGUUCGCUCAAUUCUUCGGCUCGGCCAGCCCGUUUCACAACUUGUUCGAGUUCGCUGGCAACCGCGGCGGAGGAUUCGCCUUCCACGACGACGACAUGGACAUCGACAUGGAUCCCUUUGGUCUCGGCAUGGGACCGCCGCGACAAGGCGGCGCCUUUAGAUCACACUCGUUCAACUUUGCCAGCCCGAAUACCGGUAAAGGGACUGGCAAAGAUCGCGCCCAAGAUCCAGCCAUCGAGCACGAUUUGUACAUCAGCUUGGAGGAGAUUCUGCGAGGUUGCACCAAGAAGAUGAAGAUAUGCAGACGGGCCAUCCAGCCGGACGGUAGCUCCAAGAAGGAGGACAAGCUUCUCACUAUCAAUGUAAAGCCAGGCUGGAAAGCCGGCACCAAGAUCACUUUCCAGAAAGAAGGCGAUCAAUCGCCGAGGAGAGAACCGGCGGACAUCGUUUUUAUCAUCAGGGACAAGCCGCAUCCGCUAUUCAGGAGAGAAGGCAGUGACAUUAGAUAUACGUGCAAACUGAGCUUGAAGCAAGCUUUGUGCGGCACCAUCGUCGAAGUUCCUACGCUAACCGGCGAAAAGAUACCCUUGAAUUUAACGAGGGAGAUUGUCAAGCCGAAUACGGUCAAGAGGUUCCAAGGACACGGUCUACCUUUCCCCAAAGAACCGUCGCGGAAGGGCGAUCUUCUCGUCUCGUUUGACAUUAAAUUCCCUGAAACUUUAACCCAAAGCGCCAAGGAUAUAUUGUACGACACAUUACCCAAUUGAGCUCGUAUCGUCGUAUCGAUCGAGAUACGCAACGGCGCGGCGGCGUAUAUAAUGUAAGAAAUAUCGAUGCACGUUCACACAUCUUUAAUCGUCUCAAUCAGCAAAACUACGGAUACGUCUCGUGUCUCGUGUACGUUCUAGUACUUGGAGAGACGCGAAGACGCGUAGCGACAACGACACGGACGAUAGUGACUGCGACGACUGCGACGACGACGACGACGACGACUAUGACAUGGAAUGAUCGAGAACGAUUAAAUAUUUCCAAGAUUUGCUCUUAGAGGCCAAAUCAAACAAGAUAAAUAUGUAUUUUCUUCGACGUUACGUCGAUAUUCACGUGAGUUGAACGUCAGCGACUUGGUGUCUAUAUGUAGCACGAUUGGUCUCUCAAUCGAGUAAAAAAGAAACCGUAAAGAAUAAACACAGAUAUAGAUAAAUAUAUUAAAUUAUAACGUAUAAAAUAAUUAUAAAGAAUCUGCUACGUUCACGUGAUUGUCGUGUCUGAAUUACUUUUUCUCCAUUAUACAUAUAUUAUGCGUAUGUGCAUGUAUGCGUGAGUGUGUAUGCGAGAGCAUCCUAGAAAUAUACGUGUGGUAUGUACGAAGGCUAUCUGUAAGAUAACGCAGAUGCAAUAUCAGAACAUUUAUCCGUUUCACUCGCAAGUGCGGGUUCGUACUUGUUACUACACAUGACACAUUUAACGAUAUUUAAGCAAUAGGUAACGGUUGUAAGAUCGAGAACGAAGGAAAGAAAACUUCUGUGGAAGAACGGUGAAACGAAAAUUUCAGAUAUCGCGACGAGUCUUGUACAUCAUUUUUGUCGUACGUACGCUCUGUCUAAUAUAAAGUCUAAUAUAAAGAAUUUUUCUUUACAUUAAAUAUUGCGAGACACAAACGAACAUAUAAUUAGGCUCGAUCCGAAUUAGUUUCACUCGGAUGUCGAGCGAACACGUCCCGUUAUGUACGUGCUCCUAAGUUUAAUGGUUGAUUAAUUAUUUGUACGCUAAAUAAUAUGAGAAAUAUUAAGUUAUACGAUACA